Molecule: messenger RNA, 927 nt
Organism: Plasmodium cynomolgi strain B
Lineage: Eukaryota; Apicomplexa; Aconoidasida; Haemosporida; Plasmodiidae
Exons: 4
Coding region: 1-729 (242 amino acids)
Source: RefSeq, a predicted model, not a curated record
AUGGGCAGCAUAAGUGAUGACAACCAAGAUAUGGAGGAUCCCUACCAGGGAAGCACCAACGUGGAGGACAAUGCAAACAGAGCAGAGGGUAACCACCGGAUGAGUCACACGAUGAAUAACUCCUACGAGAUGAGGGGGACUACCCACUGGAAAAAAUCGACGGAAGAACUAUAUGGACAGCGUUUCUUAUCAGUUAAGAAGCAUGGUGGGAAAAAAAGACAAAAAAUGUAUUUUCCAAUUAGUGAGUCCAUACGUGUGGAAACUGAUUCGAAGAAGAGAAACAAAACGGGUGAUGAUGAGGAGCACGCGGAGGAGCACGCAGAUGAACACGCGGAGGAGCACGCAGAUGAACACGCGGAGGAGGAUGCAAGUAGCCCCAAAGGAAUAAAUGUCCAGGUCGGAAGAAGCAAAGAAAAUACGAAGUACAUUUAUUGCCACCACUGUGAUGUAAACAUCGAAGCAAAGAAGCUGGAGGAACAUAAUCAAAGUGAGCAUAUAAAGUGCCCCAUAGAUAACUGCGGCCAAAUUUACAAGAUUGACGAUUUGGACGUCCAUCUGCUAAACCAUAUAAAGAAUGAGAAAGACGAAGUGAUCCUGAACGACUCCAAAGAAAUUGAAAAGUGGAUCCACGAGAGGAAGAAAAAUUAUCCAACAAGAGAAAGAAUAGCCAUCGACAUGAAAGAUAAUGAAAAUGGGAAAAAAAAAAAAAAAGCCAAAUUGCUUAAUUGAAUGUAUGAAAGUAGUUACUACCCACUUUAUAACAACCCCGUGGAGAAGAAAUCUCCCUUGCUGUACCAGCUGAUGAAAAAGGAAAUUUACCAGUACGAGAAAAAGCUGAUCAAAUGCAUCGAGUUCAUCACGAGUAGUGGCUUCUUCGACGACUCUGAGAGUGGUGCGGCUAGCACAGACAUCGUAGAACUGGGGUAG